AUGAAAGUAAGAAACCAAUUAAUAUCAGAGGGAGACUUUAAGUUCAGGACAGUUCUAGAGUUAUAUAACGUUGAUCAAUAUACAGUUGGCUUCUAUGCUUGUUACGAUAAACGAAUUAACAUCAAAAAUGUACUGAAUAACCUCACAGAAGUACCUGAGAACACAGAGCAAAUCUCAUUCUUUUAUAUUUACGUUAAUGGGACCGAUAGCUUGUUUGCACCCAUGAGAGAAAUUGUUACGCCAAGAAAUUGCUAUCAGGUUGUUAUUGAAUGUAGACCAACAACACCAGAUGUUCAAGUUACCCUCCAAGAAGUGCGGAGUAACAAGAAACAAGAUUCAGUACCAUAUUCUCCAAAGAUUGGGUUUGUAAUGAAAAAGUGUACUAGGUCUGCUUACACAUGUCUUGGAAAACAUGGAGACCAAAGUGAACUGAAACGUAUUCGUAGGGUUAUGCCACCACCAGUGCCUAAAAUAUCAGGCGGCUUCAAAUUCUUCUUAGAAGGAGAAACAUUUUCAAUGAAUUGCACUGUUAACUACGAAAGUGGUUUACUAGUCAGUUUGAAUUGGGAGUAUCCACCAAACGUUUCAAAUGACUCAAUAAUAAUCAAAUCGAACGAAUAUGAGAGGGUUGGUGAUAUGUUGUACAAGAAUAUUACAAUUGUAGGUGCUACUAGGGAACAUGGUGGCAGAUACAUAUGUGUAUCGACUAAUAAUUGUGACAAGAAAAAAGCUGAGUUUUUGAAAAAAUUCAAAGAAAAACCUACACUUACUUUGUUUACUGAUAAAACGGGACCAGUUGAAACGUCACAGCCAAAGUAUAAGCUAAAUAUUGAGAUGAUUGACGCCUACCCUCCAGCUACUUCUUAUUUCUUAAUCAAUGGCAGACAUUUACCUAAAAACGAUUUGAAAUACGACGUUUUUACACACCCUAAGACGGGUGACCCCAUCUUACUGAUAAACAAUACGCAAGUUACAGACAGCGCUAAUUAUACUUUAGUGGCUACUAAUGGGUACUUAACGGAGAAUGUCACUGUCGACUUAAGGUUUACAGCUGCUCCAGUGAUUUCUUUCGGAUCAAAUGCUGAUAGAAAAUAUGUAGAGAACCAGGAAGUUACCUUUAGGUGUGAUGUAACAGGGUAUCCUUUACCGAACAUAGAAUGGGUAUUUUCUAAUGGCGAGAAAGAACAGAUUCUGCCCAGUGCUGCAGUAAAAGUAUAUAAUGUAUACAAGGCUUCAGCGACACUAGUUUUUCCAGCAGUUCAUACUUCUGGCUAUAUUACAUGUAAAGCUUCCAACAAAAUCGAUACUGAUAAUGUCACACGAAGACUAAUAGUUUACGAAAUGGAGGGUGGAUUCGGUAUCAAGAACAGAGAAAACACUUGGUUCCCACAGAAUCAGGACGUCACUAUAACAUGUGUUGCUUCAAAAUAUGAUUUUUCUAAUGUCAGCUGGAUCGGCAGUGUUGAAGAAAAUUUGACCGAGUCGGUGGAGCACACGGAGAAUCCAUUAUCGCUUGUUGCUAAACUGAAAAUACCACGAAUUUCUCUGUACCAAAGCGGCGAGUACAUAUGUCGUGGAGACAAGUUCGAUGGGAAUGAACUGGAAGAAGCUAUUAAUAUUACUGUAGCAGCUAUUCGGGCUCCUGUAAUCAGAUUGCCACUUACUGAUGUGACUGAGGAAGUUUAUCGACGACAACACAUUGAACUGAAUUGUCUAGCUGAGGGAGUACCAGCGCCAAAAAUAGAGUGGUAUAAGGAUGCAGUUUUGUUUAAAAAUGACAGUACAGUGACGAUUUUUACGUAUGCGGUCAAUCGCACUUUUGUCAACUCAACAAUACAGUUUCAAGUGGAUGAUAAUUAUACUGGUACCUACGAAUGUGUGUCUAAUAGUGACGGAUCAGAAGCGAGACGAGUGUAUUCACUUGUUUCAGGACAAAGCACAUACGCUACCUAUUUGAGCGUGAUUAUCGUUAUAAUCUUCGUAUUAAUAAUAGUCGUGAUAUACCUAACAAUAAAAAUAAGAAAGGAAAAACAAUUCAGGCGAGAGUUAGCCGCUGCUGGCCUUUUAUAUUUUAAAGAAGGUAUCACAAAAUCACUUAACCCCGAUCUGGGUAUCGACGAACAAGCUGAGCUGCUACCAUACGAUGACAAAUUUGAAUUCCCAUCGGAGAGAUUAAUUUUGGGCAAACAACUAGGUGCCGGUGCUUUCGGAGUGGUGUACAAAGCAGAAGCACGUGGUAUUAUAAACGCCGAGGAAACAACAGAAGUCGCUGUCAAAAUGGUGAAGAAAACUGCAGACAAUAUGUAUAUUAAAGCACUGGCGUCUGAACUAAAAAUAAUGGUACAUCUGGGGAAGCAUAUAAACAUAGUGAACUUGCUAGGAGCGUGCACUAAAAAUGUUGGAAAACGUGAAUUGAGCGUGAUUGUCGAAUAUUGCAAGUUUGGUAAUAUCCACAACUACAUGCAGAGGCACCGCGAGGUGUUCAUCGAUCAGCUCACAGAUAACAAAGAGAAGAAUCUAGGCAGAGUUAAUAGAGGGUUUUCUUGCAGCAGCGGCAGUACUGGUGUUCAGUCUGACUAUUUUGGGGCCUGUAACACGCAAGAGACCGAUCACACAUUCGUCAAUUCUGCUAACACAAACCGAUCAGCAAGAAAAAUAUCAGAGGGAUAUGUGCAACCUGAAUGGCGUUCGAAUUACGAAAGUGACUACAGCUUUGAUGGUCGCAAUCCUCGACCGCUUACUUCUCGUGACCUGCUUGCGUGGGCCUUCCAAAUUGCGCGGGGUAUGGAGUACUUAGCCAGCAGAAAGGUUCUUCAUGGUGACUUAGCAGCAAGAAAUGUGUUAUUAGCUGAGGACAACAUCGUAAAGAUCUGCGAUUUCGGCCUUGCCAGAAGCAUUUACAAGAAUGACGAGUACCAGAAGAAAGAAAACAGUCUACUCCCAGUGAAGUGGCUUGCGAUCGAGUGUAUGACCGACCGUAUAUUCUCUACGCAGUCAGACGUGUGGUCUUUUGGCAUCGUUCUUUGGGAACUAUUCUCCCUUGCCAAGACACCGUACCCAAAUAUGGAUCCAGCCAAUUUAUUGCGGUGGCUCUCUGAAGGGAAACGUCUGGCGAAGCCGACUUAUGCAGAUGAUAGGUUAUACGAUGUAAUGCUAAGAUGUUGGGAACAUAAACCAACAGCAAGGCCCUCAUUCACUCAACUCCAGGAAAUUAUUGGAGGUUUUCUAGAAGAUAACGUACGAAAUCACUAUGUGGAUUUGAACUCAGCGUACAUAGACAUGAAUGCUACGCCUUCAGGACAUGAAGACUACCUGAUAAUGAUGAACGCACCCGAUUAUAAUAAUUUGGUUACGCCAAGUCCUCACCACUACGUAAAUGAAGUUAGAAAUUUCUUCCCCACAACGCCUACACAACUCGAUGAGGAGGGCUACCUUAAGAUGAACCCAAGGCCAAAUGUAUUCAGUCCACGGCCCGAAGAUAACAAAUUCGAUUUCGACGUUCGUAAAUUCAAUCCUAAAGUAUCCGAAGCAAGCAGUUGCGGGUCGGAGUUAACGCCCAUGUUGACUUUGAACAACUUACCGGCCAGAGGCGGUUCGGACUCGGACCACGAAGGCAACGUGUCACCUAACAUGACGAUGUGUCCGACGAUAGACGAGGAAACUGACGAAGUGUUCGAAAUGAGAAACAACGCGAAAAAUGCAAUAAUCAACACGGCUGUUAGCAACCCAACUUAUAUUACGUUAGAUGUCGACAUUGAGAAGAAACCUAAAGAUAUUAUUAAUUCAUAUAUGAACGUACCGAACGGUCUAGUCAAAUAA
Molecule: messenger RNA, 3819 nt
Organism: Arctia plantaginis
Lineage: Eukaryota; Metazoa; Arthropoda; Insecta; Lepidoptera; Erebidae
Source: the annotation of a GenBank genome assembly